This is a messenger RNA of Labeo rohita (rohu), 5241 nucleotides long. It is a transcript of the gene chl1b, whose product is annotated as cell adhesion molecule L1-like b. The record is from RefSeq and is a predicted model, not a curated record. Gene Ontology annotation, molecular function: cell-cell adhesion mediator activity. The coding region runs from base 384 to 4163 and encodes 1259 amino acids. Gene Ontology annotation, biological process: homophilic cell-cell adhesion; dendrite self-avoidance; brain development. Gene Ontology annotation, cellular component: plasma membrane; axon. Lineage: Eukaryota; Metazoa; Chordata; Actinopteri; Cypriniformes; Cyprinidae. The transcript has 29 exons.
AAAAGCGCUCAGAUCUGGCUUUGUGGGAGUGAUUGUCACUCGUUUAAUGAGCUUCUUUGCCAGGCGAGAGGCUUUGGCAGCAUAUGUCUCCCCAGUGCCUCUCUCGCUCCGCACCGUUCCGCGCGCUAGUGGCGGGGCUUCUCUCCCGCGUCUGCUGUGGUAGACGUUUCUCUGGAUUUCCUCAGCACUCUUCACGUUUCACGCCUUUGGGAUUAGACUGAGCAGAAGAGGAAGGUUCGUCUGUCUUUUUAAGGACGAGCGGACAAGAAUGAGGAAGAUUCCUGUAGCGAGACUCCAGUCUGUGUUGGAGUGAGAUGCACUGACUUCUGGCAACUGCAGCAUUCCCUGUCAUCCUCCGCUCUCCUCCGAGGCUUUGGCCAGUCAUGCGGUUGCUACGGAAAAUCCUCCUCCUUUUGGGCGCUUGCCUUAAUAUGAGCUGCAGGUAUCAGAGUAAUGCCUUGGAUAUUCCACUUGAAGUUUUAGCACGCAUAAACAUGGAGCAGCUGCCCACAAUUACAGAGCACUCACCCGCCUCUCUGAUUGCCUUUCCCUUCGAAGAGAGCUUCCCAAUGAAGUGUGAGGCCACAGGAAACCCUGGACCGGAAUUCAAGUGGACAAAGAACGGUCAAGACUUUGAUCCUUAUCAGGAUCCCAGAUUGAUAACAUUAGAUGAUUCCGGAACAUUCAUCAUUCCCAAUAAUGGAAAUCUCACAGAGUUCCAGGGCAAUUACCGCUGCUUUGCAACCAACAAGUUAGGAACGGCUAUGUCGGAAGAGAUUGAAUUUGUUGUUCCGAAUGUUCCAAAGUUCCCUAAAGAGAUCAUCGAUCCGAUUGAGGUUAUGGAAGGUCAGUCAGUCAUUCUGGAGUGCAACCCACCUAAAGGAAUCCCCCCACUGCAGAUCUACUGGAUGACAAUUAGUCUACAGCACAUCGAGCAGGACGAGAGAGUAUCAGUGGGUCUGAACGGAAACCUGUACUUCUCAAAUGCUAUUGAGACCGACAGUCGCAGAGACUACUGCUGCUUUGCUGCCUUCCCACGCAUACGAACCAUCGUCCAGAAAACCGCCAUGUCUGUUGUGGUCAAAAGCAACAAGUUAAUGAAGGACUCAGGCUCUGGUAGCGGCAGAGGUUAUGCAAACUCUCUCCUGGAGAGGAAGCCCAGUCUACUGACGCCCACAGGAAAGGAGUCGCAUACAUAUUUGGUGAAAGGCGAAGAUCUUCAAUUGGAGUGUAUUGCAGAGGGCUUCCCCACACCAAAGGUGGAGUGGGUUAAAACAGGCUUCCACAAGCUUCCAGAAAGAGCCGUGGUGGAGAGUCAUGGGAAGCUGCUUACUGUAGAGAUGGUGAAUGAGGAGGAUGAAGGGAAAUAUAUGUGCAGAGCCAAAAAUCCCCAUGGAGAGGUUAUGCAUUAUUUUCAUGUUACAGUAGAGGAGCCUCCUGAGUUUGAGAUUGAACCUCAAAGCCAGUUGGUGACAAUUGGAGCUGAUGUGGUUAUCAAGUGUGUCGUGAAAGGAAAUCCUCAACCUACUGUUGCGUGGAGGGUCAACGGCCGACCACUGAAUGAGGUCCCGACCUCCAAUAGGAAAGUCUUAAAAGAUGGCACAAUUUCCAUCCACAACGCAAAGCCUGAAAACAGCGCUGUUUUCCAGUGUGAGGCCACAAACAGACACGGCACCAUCCUAGCCAAUGCCAACAUCAUGAUUAUGAACAUCCAGCCCCUGAUCUUAACAGAAAACAAUCUGCAAUAUAUGGCAGUGGAGGGGAAAGGUGUGGUCAUGCACUGUAAGGUCUUCAGCUCACCAACAUCCAGUAUUACAUGGAGCAAAGCUGACAGUGCCGAUGUAGUGGAAGGAGAACGGUUUUCUGUUCAUAAGAAUGGUUCACUGGAGAUCCACAACGCGAUGAAAGAGGACAUGGGGGAGUAUUCUUGUUUUGCUCAAAACACUGAGGGCAAAGUUGCCAUUGCUGCAACACUUGAAGUCAAAGAUCCCACCAGAAUAGUCGAUCCUCCACACGAUUUGCGGGUUUUGGUUGGAACCACAAUCCAGUUUUCAUGCCAGGCAGAGUACGAUCCCUCAAUCGGUGAAGACUUUGAGAUCAUCUGGGAAAAAGAUGGCAUGGCCCUCAAUGGCAGCGAGAACGCACGAUAUAUCCUGGACGAUGGAGUGCUUGAAAUCAUUAAUGUGAGCUUUGGAGACCAGGGAUUGUAUGUCUGUGUGGCAAGAACACCAGUCGACCAGGACAUGGCGGUUGCACAGCUUUCAGUUGUGGAUGUUCCUGAUCCACCAGAGGAUGUGAUCCUUACCGAACAUAAUGGCAGAAGUGUGAAACUGCAGUGGAUUCCAGGAGACGACCAUAACAGCUCCAUUACUGAGUUUGUUAUAGAGUUUGAGGAAAGCCAACAUGAGCCGGGCAGCUGGAGGGAGAUGAGGAGAGUACCGGGAAACCAUCACUCCGCUCUGCUGAAGCUUCAUGGACACCUGGACUACCGAUUUAGAGUCUCUGCCGUCAAUGAGGUGGGAAGAGGUCGGCCAAGCCAGGACACUGAAAGAUACAAAACUCCAGCAUCAGCACCCGACAAGAACCCAGAAAAUAUCAAGAUCGAAGGUCAUUUGCCACAUGAAAUGGAUAUCAACUGGGAGCCACUGUCACCUAUUGAACACAACGGACCUGGUCUGGAGUACAAAGUAAGCUACAGAAGACAAGGUGCUGAAGAGGAGUGGAUGGAGCACAUGGUGAAGAGGCACUCAUUCGUGGUUAAAAACACCCCUACUUUCGUCCUUUACGAGGUCAAAAUUCAGGCCAAGAACCACGCGGGCUGGGGUCCGGACCCCAAAAUAAUAACAGCGUACUCAGGAGAAGACUUCCCUUCAGCAUCUCCAGAGGAUGUCAGUGUAGAAGUGAUGAACAACACCAUGGUGAAGGUCAGAUGGGACCAUGUUCACAAGGACAAACUCAAUGGACAUCUGGGUGGCUACAGGAUAAGCUUUUGGAGGCUUCGUAGUCUGCAGGACUCAAAGAAAACACAUGGUGACAAGCACACAUUGACAUUCUCCGGCGAGAGGAACCAUGCGGUGGUCACAGGGCUUAGGCCAUUCUCUGAAUACAGCCUCAUUGUCAUGGCCUUUAACAGCAGAGGAAACGGGCCUGGCAGUCAUCCGGUCAGCUUUAAAACACCUGAGGGAGCUCCUGGUCAACCAGCUGCUUUCAGUGUUACAAACAUCCAGAAACACAAGGUCACCUUGACCUGGUCUCCUCCGGUUGACGCAAAUGGAGUCAUAAUUGGCUACAUCCUCCAAUAUCAGCUAAUAAAUGACACAGAGGAACUAGGUUCUCUGAUGACCCUCAACAUCUCUGCUGACAGCAAUAAGCUGCACCUCCAGGAUCUGGAAGCACUGAGCAAAUACAAGUUUUACCUACGGAGCUGCACGCGGGUGGGCUGCGGACCAGCUGUCAGCGAGGAGCGCACCACUGUCCCCGAAGCCACUUUGUUGAAUAUUAGCACCUCAGUUAGUCACAACUUUGCAAAUAUCAGCUGGAUUCCAGGCACAGAGCAGACGGAGUCAGAGUUAUAUGUUGCCUUUAUGAACAACCGUGAAGGUAACUGGAAGAUUUCCGAUGCGCUAAAUUCUUCUAAGACUUUCCACCUCAUUGAAGGGCUCGAACCUGGGACUGAAUACACAGUGCGUCUUAUGACUAAAAGCUGGGUUGAUAAUUCUAGUAUUUUUGAAGACGUUAUCAGGACCAGUGCCAAAGGUCUGGCCAGUAUUCACGGAGGCAUCUCCAACCAGGGCUGGUUCAUCGGGCUCAUGUGCGCCAUAGCGCUGCUCACCCUCAUAGUGCUCAUAGCGUGCUUCGUGAACCGAAAUAAAGGCGGAAAGUACUCAGUGAAAGAAAAAGAGGACCUGCACCCCGAUUUGGAGUCCCAGGGCAUAAAUGACGAUACCUUCUGUGAAUACAGUGAUAAUGAUGAGAAACCACUGAAAAGCAGCCAGCAUUCGUUGAAUGGCGACUUGAAAGGAGGGGACAGCGGAGACAGCAUGGUGGACUACGGCGACGAGGACGCUCACUUCAACGAGGACGGCUCUUUUAUCGGAGAGUACUCUGGACGCAAGGAGAGGGUCUCCAUGGAAAUCAAGGGAAACAAUCAGAGCACAGCAUAAUGGACCACGGACAAUUUAUUUGUUGGACAAGCUCUCGCAAAAGGUCAGUCAAAAGGAAAUGGAAGGGAAAAAAAAGCACGGCAUAACGGCACCCGAAGGACAUUUUUGCAAUUAAUGUGUUAUUGUCAAACUCUCAGUCAUACUCACAUAAUUUUACAAAGCUUAGUUUGUUUUCGCGUGCUGUAACUGAUCAAUCAUGUCAGUUGUGUAUACUUUUGUGGGGUGUUUUUGUAUUAAGUCUUUGCAAAUCAUUGGUGACUUUGGAGCUGCCAGGAAGUUUGCUUUUUUUUGGAAAUGCAAACUCUGUACACGUUUUUGCUUUCUUCGUGUCAUCAUAUAGCCAAGCGAGUUUUAUGUCAGGGUAUGAACUUUGUAUUUUUAUUUUUUGUUUGAAGCAAAUAUUAUUGACAUUUUAUAUUUCAGAUACUGUAUACUGUGCAUUCAUUAAAUGUGGGUUAUUACGUGUACAAAAGAGUUGUUGCUUAAAUAAUCAUAAUUUCUGUUGAAAUCCAAAAAGCGUAAGGCAACAUAAGGGUUGACUCACAAUUACUCACAUGCUUUGUAAAACAUUUUUGCAUUAAACUGAUUAUUAUUAACGGUUCGGGCUAUACUAACAAGCUGCAUAGCCAUAUUCAGUGCCACAUAAACCCUACAGUGAGUUUGCUGCUCUUAACCCAUUAGCCAUAAUACAGUAUAUCAUCAACUAGGCACAUAUUCAAUGUUCAUAUGUUUAAAAAAAAAACGCCUCUUUUGCCUUAGAAUGACCUUGGUAAGUAUGACGUAAUGAAUUACAUUCUCAUGGAUUCUGUGAUACAGGGUUGGAAUUCCAAAAUUCCACAUUGGCAUUAAAUCCUAUGAAAUAGUUUUAUCCAUAAAUGGACCAUUUAGAAACACCUCCAGUCCAUUUCUCCUCCAGAAAAUGCAAUUUUGUUCAUUUAUGUAUGUUUUUGGAAUGGCUCCACAUAGAGUCAAACCCAGAUUCUGUACAAUGUUUCUGUAAAUUCUGUUUGCAUGUUUAAGGAUGUUGAAUGAGGUUUGUGUGCAGAUUUGACAUUAAAUUGUAUCAUUUUUUUCUUCA